Molecule: messenger RNA, 4988 nt
Organism: Epinephelus moara (kelp grouper)
Lineage: Eukaryota; Metazoa; Chordata; Actinopteri; Perciformes; Serranidae
Product: spermatid perinuclear RNA-binding protein-like
Exons: 18
Coding region: 359-2383 (674 amino acids)
Cellular component (GO): precatalytic spliceosome
Molecular function (GO): single-stranded RNA binding; double-stranded RNA binding
Source: RefSeq, a predicted model, not a curated record
CUGACAGCAGGCUGACCGGAGACCGUCGCUGCUGCCGCCGCCGCCGCUUCCGCCACCAGCUUCCACUCCACGUUGUGAGUCCGGAUACAAAGCGACACCAGGACGGGACUUAAUUUCUGUCACGGGAAACAAAAACAACACAAACAAAGUGUUUUCUUGGAGGCUUUUUUUUUGGACACGCUGACCGCCGAGCUUCCUCCUCCUCCUCCUCCUCCUCCGGUGCUGAACGGACUGUCGGUGAAGUGAGACUCCGACUGAGAGGCCGACAGCUGAGAGACGUUUGACUGCAUGAAGAGGCCGAGUGACGGGACCCUGGUCCUCACCUAGACCCCUCCCACGACCCCCCCACUGCCUGGACAUGAGGUUGUUCCGAUCGUUUGCAAACGACGACCGCCAUGUCAUGGCCAAGCACGCCAGCAUCUAUCCGGCGCCGGAGGAGCUGGAGGCGGUGCAGACGCUGGUGUCCACCGUGGAGGGAGCCCUCAAGAAAGUCUCUGAUUGGAUGGAUGGCCUCAACAAAUCCUCAGGGAAGACCCCCACCAAUAAAGAGGCUGGGGACAAGACGGAGGACGACGCUGCUGAGACAAAGCCCGACAGUACUUCAGUGCUGUGCGGGGUGACCCGCGUCGGUCUGGUCGCCAAAGGCCUGCUGAUCAAAGGGGACAUGGACCUGGAGCUGGUGCUGAUGUGCAGGGAGAAACCCACCAAGCUGCUGCUGUACACCAUCAGCGCCAACCUGCCCCUGCAGAUCCAGACAAUGACGGAGGACAAAUACGAGGUGCAGUCGUGCGUGCCUGAGGCAGCCAUCCGGGUCUGCAGCACCAAAGACCCCCGACUCACUCUGAAGAUCACCCUCUCCUCCUUAACCAUGAGGGAGGAGCACGGCACCACAGAAGAAGAGGAGGGCCAUCAGGACGACAGCAAGGGGAGGCAGGAGGAGAAGGAGGAGGAGGAUGUCCUGGACAGGAAGAAGUGCCAGGCUGCGCUGGCUUCGCUCCGACACGCCAAAUGGUUCCAGGCCAGAGUCACAGAUCUCAAGUCUUGCGUCAUCAUCUUGAGGAUUUUCAGAGACAUGUGCAACAGACUGGCUGGGUGGCAGCCUCUCAAAGGAUGGCCUCUGGAGCUCAUCUGUGAAAAAGCCAUCGCCACCUGUAACCGGCCGCUGGGUCCAGGUGAAGCCCUGCGUCGGGUCAUGGAGUGCAUCGCCUCAGGGAUCCUGCUGCCAGGAGGGCCAGGAGUUCACGACCCCUGUGAGAGGGAACCCACAGACGUCCUGUCUGACCUCAGCGCCCAGCAGGCGGACGCCAUCACACACAGCGCACAGCAUGCGUUACGCCUCCUAGCCUUUGGACAGCUUUACAAGGUCUUGAAUAUGGAUCCUCUUCCCGCCAGCAAGCCCUCACAGAGGCUGUUAGAAGGUGGCUGUCAGAAGAGGCUCCGGGAGGACACCGGGUCAGACGACAGAGACUUCAUCAAAAGAAUGAAAGUGCUGGACUGGAGAAUGACGGAUCCAAACCAUCCCAUGAACGCUCUGAUGCGUCUGAACCAGAUCCACCCGGGCCUCCAGUACCGCCUGCUGUCCCAGUCUGGCCCUGUGCACGCUCCGGUCUUCACCAUGUCUGUGGAGAUCCAGGGAACCACCUACCAGGCCACCGGGAACUCCAAGAGAACCGCCAAGCUCCAAGUGGCCCUCAAGGCGCUGCAGGCUCUGGGAUUUGUGCUCGGCGGGGACGGAGACAUCGACUCGCUGAGCGCGGAUGAGAAGUCAGAUGGCGAAGGCAAGAACGACAGGAUGUCCACCAGCUCCAGCUCCACCUCCAUCACCUCCUCCACAGACACACAGGAGUCCAGAGCUCCAGGUCCCAUCCUGACGGCAGGAGGUAAGAACCCAGUGAUGGAGCUGAAUGAGAAACGCCGCGGCCUCAAAUAUGAGCUGAUAUCAGAGAGCGGCAGCAGCUACGACAAACGCUUCAUCAUAGAGGUGGAGGUGGACAAGCAGGUGUUUCGGGGGACGGGUCCCAAUAAGAAAGUAGCCAAAGCCAGCGCAGCGCUCGCCGCCCUGAACAGCCUGUUCUCUGGCUCCAAAUCUACAAGCAACAAGAAGAAGAGACCCAACCCUCCUCCCAAACGGCCUGUUGCUUCAGUGCUGACGCUCCCGGCCCUCGCUGCCAGACCUCCACGUGUCCCCGUCAUCCCCAGAGCACCCUACAUCAGCACCCCACCCACACAUGGAUACAUCCCCCCAGGUUUCGGUGCUCCUUAUGGUUACAGCCCUGCAGGUGCCCUCCCUCCCUACGGUUUUCCCUCCAGAAUGCCCUCAGUAGUUGUCCCAGUCAUCAGAGUCCCCACAGCAUACCCCGUCACCCACCUCUACCCCUAUUAGGAAUCUCACCUCUCCUCACCUCACCCACUUCACAGGAAGUCACUUCCUGAAGUUACAGACGGGUGGCAAAUUAAAGGAAAACCUUAAUAACUGAGUCUGGUCAGGAUGACAGUGCCCCAUCUGUAGGGCAUGAGGGGUCACUGAAUGGUUUAAUGAGGAUGAUAAUAAUUUGAAUCAUAUGCCAUGGCCUCAGCCGUCACCAGAUCUCAACAGCAUUGAACACCUGUGGGAGAUUUUGGGCUGACGUAUAGACAUUGCUCUCAACCACCAUCAUCAAAACACCAAAUUAAAGACCAUUGAGCAGUGAAGCUGUGAUGGAGGCACAAGGUGGCCCACCACCUUACUCAGAUUCUUUACAAUGGUUUGACCUUCAGUUCGUCACCCGUCUUAUAUCCUGACUUUUACUGUGUUCAUGACACAAGCCUCAAAAACCAACACUGGAAUCCACAAACUGUUGACCAGUAUACCCAGUAUAUCAGUACCAUUGUUGUAUGGCAUGUUCCCUCAUUAGCAAGCGGCUACAUUAAAUUGGCCAUUAGAAAGUCUUGUGGCAGUUUGACAACAAAGCUCUUUGAUCAUCAAACCAUUCUGCAGUGUGUUAAAGGCUGGUGAGGUAAAUAUUACGCAGUAACACAUAUAAAGCUAAACUCCUGCUGUAGGCUACUCAACAAACUUUCACUGUAAACUAAAUGAAAUUCUACUUUAUAGUCUCUGUAUGGACCUUAAAAAAAUCCAUCAUACACUAAUAAUUAUAUCCUGUCUCUCUGAGAGAGAACUUAUCAACAUCCACUGUAGUAAACGAAGCAAACUAAAUAUACAGUCACUGUAGGGAACCCUAAAUAAAUAAACAAACAAAGGAACACAACAGCCUCUGUUAGCAGGUAAAGGAACAGUUCUCUAUUGUGGCUGUUUUUUAAGUUCCCAUUGUUCUCAACAUGAUGUUAAGUUCCCUAAACAAAAGCUACUUAGUAAGUAAUGUUGGCAAAUGAUUUAAUAUCCACUUUACUGCUACUUCUAACCACCCAGUGCAUAAAACUAAAUUAAUUCCCAUUGUAAAAGUAAACAACUACUAAAUAUCCAUGUAGAACCCUUGAGAAAUAUCCAAAGAGAAUAAAACAGUCUCUGUUGGGAACUAAAGGAACAGUUCCCUACUGUGGCUGUUUUUGGUUCCCAUAGUUCUCAACAUAGUGUUAAGCUCCUUUAACAAAAUAUUUACACAUAUUAAAUUAUUAAAAAAUGUUGGCAAAUGAAUUAAUAUCCACUUUACUGCUAUUACUAAGUAUCCAGCCCAGGAAACUAAAUUAAUAUCCACUGUAAGUAGAAAAAAAGUUAUAUGUAGGGAACUAAAGAAAUGACCAGAAUCCUCUGUCCAGGUGUGUUUAAUUAACAUCCAUCAUAGCAAACCAAAUGAACAGCCACUAUAGGGAACUAAAGUAACACCAACUGCAACAACAAAAUACCCGGCACACGGAACUAAAAUAUCCAUUGUAAGGAUCUAAAAAUAUUUUGUUGGGAAUUUAAGCUACACAUACCGUACACAGACUACAACCUGUAAACUAAGGGAACUAAGUAAACAAACUGUAAGGUACUAAAGAAAUUACUUGCCAUAUUGGUCAACUAUAAAUAUCAACAUCAGUAAACUUAACAGACACUGUAGGGAACAAAAACAGCUACCAUACUAGUGAACUAAACAUCCACUGUAUGGGAACUAACUCAACAACCACCAUAGAAAAUUCAAAUCAGUCACCAUAGGGAACUUAAAAAACACAUGUACUGACUAGUAAAUAUCCAGUGUAGGGAGUUUAAGAAAUAUCAGCUGUAGGGAACUAAAAUUUCCAUUGUAAGAAACUGAAAAUAUUUUGUUGGAAACUUAAGAUCCACAUACCAAACAGACUACUAAAUGUAAACCAGGGAACUAAAUAAACAUAUUGUAAAGAAGCUAAAGAUGUUCUGUAGGGAACUAAAGAAAUUACUCACCAUAUUGGCCUACUAUUAAAUAUAAACAAUAUGAAACUAAACAGACACUGUAGGGAACAAUAACAACUACUGCACUAGUGAAUUAAACACCUACUGUAUGGGAACUAACUCAACAACCUCUGUAGAAAAAAAACGAUCAGUCACCAUAGGGAACUUAAAAAAAAAAAACACAUGUUCUGACUACUAAAUAUCCAGUAUAGAGAGCUUAAUAAAUAUCAGCUGUAGGGAACUAAUGAAACAGACACUGUAGGGAACCAAGUAACCAUACCUACACAGACAGAAAACAGACUACAAAAUGUUAAUUGAUCAGAGAGCUUCUUUGUCAAAAUAUUAAUUAUUCCUUUAACUAUCACUCAUGUAUGUGAACGUUGUUUUAUAUUUUCAUUUCUCUGUUUUCUAAUGAUGUUUUAAGUUUCUGUGGAGAUUUUUAAAAAACAGGUUUACAAUAAUCGGUUUGCACUGAGAAACCUUUUCCUUUUGUUUGGAUGUUCAAAGUCCGAGUUUACAGUUAUUGCUGUUGAGUAUUUGAGCUGUUGAGCCAUUUUGUGUUGAGUGAAACUACUUUCUUUUCAGGGAGAGAUUUUAUUUUGACCUGUUUGUAGGUUAUACUCUGUUUAAAUAAAUUAAU